GUCUUCUGCGAUGGCCUUCCCCGCGCGCCGCUGCUCUGCUGUCGUGGCGCUGGUGGCGCUGCUGGUGGCCCUGGCGGCCCCUGCGGUCACCGCGCGCAAACUUCCGGUCAAAGGUGGAAAUUCAGACACAUCCGGAAGAAAAUGUUCUCCUGGUACAUCGUUUAAAUCAGAGGACGGGUGUAAUGACUGCUUUUGCACCCCAAAUGGUGUAGCUGUUUGCACUGAAAAAGAUUGCCUUCCCGUUCAGCCGGGAAGAUGUGUCCCUGGUUCAUCGUUCAAAUCAGAGGAUGGAUGUAACGACUGUACCUGCACUAGCAAUGGUACACCUAGGUGCACUAAGCGAGCUUGCAAUCCUGACCCGUCACGAUGUGAGCCUGGUACAUCGUUUAAAUCACCUGAUGGUUGUAAUGAUUGUUUCUGUGGAUCUAAUGGUGUUGCAAGAUGUACUUUGAGAGCAUGUGUAAAACCAAUUAAAGGAUGAUAACAAUACUCAUAUUGAUAUUCUUUACUACAGAUUUCAUAUUCUCAUUGUAAAUCAUUUUCUUUAUACAAUAUUGUUUUCAAAUUUCAUAAUCUCAAGCUUCUCAAAAAUUAAUGUAUACAUCCCAUACCAAUUUUUUUUAAAUAGUAACAUACUGAUAACUUUUGACGUUAUUGAUCAAAUUUUGAAACUUAAAUAUCGACAAUAUUUUGUAAUAUGGUCAGAAGGGUUCUUCAUUACUAAAGGUGCAUUUUACAUUAUUUGCAUUUGUAUUAUCAAACAUACCAGACUGAUUUUGACAACACUUCAAAUUGGGACAGUGGUUUAACACUAAAUAAUUGUAGAUAUUUUGUCAAAUAUAGUAUUGUUUAUUGUAGUGUGUCGGUAACUCACAAAUAGUAGGUAUUAAAGAAAUUAAUGUUUUGUGAGAUAAAGCUAGGAAAUAAUUUUUCCUUUCAGCCUUAUAAAAUGUGUGUGGUAAGAAGCAUGUAAAGGACUUUGAUACCUGCAAAGUACAACCUUGUUACGUAAAUAUUUUGAAAGUGUAAAACGUAACGUGCAUAUUGUAAAAUUAUUCUUACAGUUGUAUGAGAAAAGAAUCCUUCCUCUUAUUUUCUUUCUACCGAAAAAUAAAAAAAAAAUUUGCAUUUUACUAUAAUUUGUUUCUAAAAAUAUUGUUUAUAAUAGUCACCUUUCCCGUCACCUUUUUGAACGCAAUUACACCAGGAAUUCGUACGAAAUCCAAAUCGUGACUAUGUCACUGAGUGAUAAUGCUCGUUAGCUUAGUAGUCAGAGCAAUUGGGCUUAAAUCAGAAAGCGCGGGUUCUAAUCUCGGUCGGGGUGAUCAAUUCUUUGAACAAAUUUAAUUAUAAAAAUAUUGUUAAUUUUCAGGCGCA
Molecule: messenger RNA, 1377 nt
Organism: Gryllus bimaculatus (two-spotted cricket)
Lineage: Eukaryota; Metazoa; Arthropoda; Insecta; Orthoptera; Gryllidae
Source: the annotation of a GenBank genome assembly